This is a messenger RNA of Megalops cyprinoides (Indo-Pacific tarpon), 4544 nucleotides long. RefSeq names its product vacuolar protein sorting-associated protein 8 homolog. Gene Ontology annotation, cellular component: late endosome; HOPS complex; early endosome. Gene Ontology annotation, biological process: endosomal vesicle fusion; protein targeting to vacuole. The record is from RefSeq and is a predicted model, not a curated record. Gene Ontology annotation, molecular function: protein binding. Lineage: Eukaryota; Metazoa; Chordata; Actinopteri; Elopiformes; Megalopidae.
UAAGGAUGUCAAUGGCUGCGGAUACCGAGAGCGGCUCCCUUCCCCAUAUUUAUUCUGUUGUGUUUUAUUGUGUGUAAUAUUGUAUAUUUUUGUGUCAGAGAUGUCGGAGUCGCCAGAUACGCGCAGUUUGGUGUCUGCGUCCUCUCAGCUGAAUCUGAUGGACAUCGAAGCGAUCGAUGACAAGGAAUUCGACAUUCCUCAAGUGGACACGCCUCCCACCCUGGACAGCAUCCUGAACGAGCCAGAGGAUGAGGAUGAGCCCUUCAUCCUGGAGGACACGUGUCUGCUGAACGCGGAGAACAUGGACGCCCAUCCUGCGACACGUCCCUCUCUGGCCAGCUCCGACAGCGGGGACCGCACGCACAUGAAAAGGCGGAGGAAGGCGGUGGAGACGAAUGCGCUGGUCCAUGGCUCAGUGCUGAAGCACAACGUCCUGAAAGGCAUCUCUGCUCAGAUGGUCUCUGCUGCGGACAAAGUUGAUGCUGGGCUGCCCACUGCAAUCACAGUGUCCAGCGUUAUUGCAGUGGGGACGUCGCAUGGACUGGCCCUGGUGUUUGGAAAAGAUCCGAACCAGGCGCUGCGGCUGUGUCUCGGCAGCACGGCGGUGGGGGCGCAGUACGGCGCUGUCUCCGCGCUCAGCAUCAACCACGACUGCACCCGGCUGCUGUGCGGCUUCGCCAAGGGCCAGAUCACCAUGUGGGAUCUGGCCAAUGGGAAGCUGCUGAGGACCAUCACCGAGGCCCACCCCCCUGGCACUGCUAUCCUGCACGUGAAGUUCACAGACGACCCGACUCUGGCUGUCUGCAAUGACAGCGGGGGGUCAGUGUUUGAGCUGUCUUUCAGGAGGGUGAUGGGAGUGAGGUCCUGUGAGUCUCGUUGUCUGUUCAGCGGUUCUAAAGGGGAGGUGUGCUGUGUGGAGCCGCUGCACUCCAGCUCAGAGCUGAGGGACCAUCCCAUCACACAGUACUCUCUGCUGGCCAUGGCGUCCCUCACAAAGAUUUUAGUGAUUGGAUUGAAACCGUCCCUCAAAGUGUGGAUGACGUUUCCUUAUGGAAAGACGGAUCCAGCCAGCGUUCCCCAGCUGGCCUGGCAGUUUGUGCUGGUGCAGAAGAUGGUGAAUCCGAUGCUGGCGUUCUGCAGAGGGGACACCGUCCACUUCCUGCUGGUGAAGAAGGAGGAGUCAGGAACCAUCCACGUCAUCAAACAGCGCCAGCUGCAGCUGAGCUGUGACCUCAUCAGCCUGACCUGGAUCAACUCGCGGACCCUGGUUCUGAUGGACAGCCUGGAGAAGCUGCACGUUGUGGACAGGCCCAGCCACGAGACGCUGGAGACGCUGGACAUGGCGGAGGUGCAGCUAGUCUACAACAGCAGUCACUUCAAGUCUCUGGCCACUGGGGGCAACGUCAGCCAGGCCCUGGCGCUGGUGGGGGAGAAGGCCUGCUAUCAGUCUGUCUGCAGCUACGGGGGCCAGAUCGUCUACCUGGGAACAAAGUCGGUCCAUGUGAUGACGCUGAGAAACUGGCGAGAGAGGGUGGAUUACCUGCUGAAGCAGGAGAAGUUUGUGGAGGCUCUGUCUCUGGCCUGGUCCUUCCAUGAAGGCACUGCCAAGGCUGUGGUCGGGUUAUAUGGAGACCCUGCAAAGAGGAAGGGAGUGGUAGCUGACAAGAUGGUGGAGAUUCUGUUCCAGUACGUAGACCGUUCUUUGAAGAAGUGUCCUGAACAGGGGAAGAUCCAGGUGAUGGAACAGCACUUUCAGGACAUGGUUCCUGUCAUGGUGGAUUACUGUCUGCUGCUGCAGAGGACGGACUUGCUAUUCAGUCAGAUCUACAGUCGCCUGACGGAGAAUUCGGUGGCGCGUGGCGUCUUCCUUCAGAGCCUGGAGCCGUACAUCCUGAGCGAGCGUCUGGGCUGCCUGACCGCGCCCGUCAUGCGCGACCUGCUGGGACACUUCCAGGACAACGGAAUGAUGGAGAGUGUGGAGAACUGCCUCGUGCACAUGGACAUCACCAGCCUGGACAUCCAGCAGGUGGUACAGAUGUGUUGGGAGAACCAGCUGUAUGACGCCAUGAUCUAUGUCUUCAACAGCGGCAUGAAUGACUACAUCAGCCCCAUGGAGAAAUUGUUCCAGGUGAUUGGGCCACCGUUGCGGGAGGGGAAGUCUCUGACAGACGAGCAGGUCGUCAUGGGCAACAAGCUGCUGGUGUACAUAAGCUGUUCUUUGGCUGGAAGAGCCUACCCCCUGGGGGAUAUCCCAGAAGACCUUGUUCCUUUAGUCAAAAACCAGGUGUUUGAGUUCCUGAUCCGCCUGCACUCCAUGGAGGCAUCACAGGAAGAGGAGGUGUACCCCCACAUCCGCACACUGCUGCACUUUGACACCCGAGAGUUCCUCAACGUCCUGGCACUGACGUUUGAGGACUUUAAGAAUGAUAAGCAGGCCCUGGAGUAUCAGCAGCGCAUCGUGGACAUUCUGCUGACGGUGAUGGUGGAGAACUCGGACUUCACCCCCUCGCAGGUGGGCUGUCUCUUCACCUUCCUGGCGCGGCAGCUGGCCAAGCCUGACAACACUCUGUUUGUCAACAGGAAGCUGUUUGACCAGGUGCUCGAGUUUCUCUGCAGUCCUGAUGAUGACUCCAGACACACAGAGAGACAGCAGGUGCUGCUGGAGCUGCUGCAGGUGGGGGGGGUGGUGCAGUUCGAUGAGAGCCGCCUCCUGUAUCUCGCUGAGAAGGCCGAGUUUUACCAGAUCUGUGAGUUCAUGUACGAGAAGAAGCACCUGUAUGACAAAAUCAUAUACUGCUACCUGAAGGACCCUCUCAGAAAGGAGGAGAUAUUUAAUUACGUGCACAACAUCCUGUCCAUCCCGGGAUACAGCCAUGAAGAGAAGCAGUCUGUGUGGGACCGGGCACUGCAGCACAUGACGGAGCUGGUGGCCAUCAGUCCCUCCAAAGCGGCCGACCUGGUGUCCCUGCACUUUUCAGAGGAGGUGCGGUCCAUCAUCGACAGGCUGGAGGAUGACUAUAUGGUGUUCCAGUUUCUGAAAUGUCUUCUGGACCCUAGGGAAGGCCCGAAUCCCCAGGCUGUCCUGAGACUCAGCCCUGAGCUGCAUGAGCUCCACCUGGGGCUGCUGUGUCGCUUUAGCCCCCUACAGGUCACUGCUUUCCUGAAGGCCUCGCAGGACUACAGGCUGGAGGAGGCCAUCCAGAUCACGGAGCAGCAGGGGCUGCAGGAGGCCACGGCGUACCUGCUGGAGAGGAAGGGGGACGUGCAGGGGGCCUUCCAGGUGCUGCUGCAGACACUGAAGGAUAAACUCACCUCCCUCACCCAGCAGAGCCAAGAGGAAGGGGAGGAGCUUCGGCUGCAGGGGGUGGAGUCAGCAUUGGGUGACAUCAUCGCUCUGUGUCACAGGAGCUCACACAGCCUCAACCAGCAGCAGAGAGAGGCUCUGUGGUUCCCGCUGCUGGAGGCCAUGAUGUCGCCACAGAAGAUUCUGAAGGGUCCAAACUGGCGCUCCACCUCAGAGGCGCUGAAGGAGUUAACCAUGCAGGUCCUCAACAGCAUGACGAGCUUCAUCGCGCUGCCUGCCGUCAUUCAGAGAAUCCUGCAGGACCCUGUGUAUGGCAAAGGCAAGCUGGCUGAGAUCCAGGGUCUGAUUCUCGGUAUGCUGGAGACCUUUAACUACGAGCAGACGCUGCUGGAGACGACCACCAGCCUGCUGAACCACGACCUGCACUGGUCUCUGUCGCACCUGCGGGCUGCGGUCAGCAGGGGGCUCCACCCGCGGCAGGACCACUGCAGCAUCUGCCUGCAGCAGUACCGGCGGCAGCACGAGGCCCAGGACGAGAUCAUCAUCUUCAGCUGUGGCCACCUGUACCACUGCCAGUGCUUGCAGAGUAAGGAGUGCGGUUUGGUGGGGGAACGGUUACAGACCUGGAGCUGCUACAAGUGCACCUCCAGCCAGGGAGGACGCAGCGGAGAGCGCCUCGCCACGGAGACCGGGCGGGGCCGCAGCACAUCCCUGGCACAGACUAAAGUGACUUCGCGGCACCGGGGCUCCUAUGGAGAUCUUAGUGGGAGAAAGCUGUUCUCUGACGCUACGCUGGACGCUCAGCAGAGUCAGUCCUGGGAGCAGCUGCGCUGCAUCUACAGAGGACCGUCCAGGCUGGCCAUCCUGACCGAGCUGUCCCACUCAGGUGGGAAGGAGAAGCCAAGCCUGCUCAACCCCAGCCAGCCUGGAUCUGCCAGCAUCUUCCACAGAGAGAACUUCCAGCUCAAGCUCUCUCCUCCACCACUAAUGGAGGAGUAGAUGACCCGCCCUGCAUUCUUACAUUGCUAAUAAAACACUAUGACCUUUAUCUGUGGUGCACACUUGGUGUUCUCUGAAAAGAUUACGUUUUGAUUUGGGAAAAAGAAAUCAGUUUGGAUGAAGGUAUAAGGGAAAGAAUUUCCUUUUUCUCAUACUCAUUUUCGUUUUCCCAUCUUGUUUAGUUACAGCAGAUUGUCAGAUAUUAAUAUGCCAUUUCAGUUUGUAAACUUGCUUCACAAAA